This is a messenger RNA of Lindgomyces ingoldianus, 2244 nucleotides long. RefSeq names its product alpha/beta-hydrolase. Lineage: Eukaryota; Fungi; Ascomycota; Dothideomycetes; Pleosporales; Lindgomycetaceae. The transcript has 6 exons. Bases 1 to 2244 code for a protein of 747 amino acids. Gene Ontology annotation, molecular function: cholinesterase activity. The record is from RefSeq and is a predicted model, not a curated record.
AUGACCCAUCUACAACUGGUCGAGCUAGUCGAGCUGGCGGCGAUCCCAAGUCCCAAGAUCCAAGAUUCUCCGCUCCAGAAGAAUAUAUUGAUGCGUGUUCUUUUCUAUUUGCGCGUCCAUCAUGUCUCUUGUUUCGCAAUGGCUUCAUUCAUUGGUCUUGCUGUUGCGGCACUGUUUUUUGGACUCUCUAAGACUGUGAGGGCUGCAGUGCCCAGUCCACAGUCAAUUGGCUCUGAUCUGACCAUCCUCACACAUAAUGACUUGUAUGGAAAUGCGAGUUCGAGACAAGCCGCCGUAAUAGUCCUGAGUACGCCUCAAUCGCAAGACAAAGCUCGGUCAAACUGUGCCGCCAUUGGAGAGACGUUGUGGGCGCUAGGAAAUAGUACAAAAGAUCUCGGGUUUUUACGAUAUUUGGACUACGACAAGACUACCAACGAGCGGUCGGUGCACUGGAUUGGAGGAAGUUCUGGAUGUCGAGCGAUAACUCCGGAGGGAGAGAUCCAGACCAUCUCGUGUGGAACCCAACUGCCGGCCCUGUGUUCGCAGUCGGCUCCCUUGAGCUCGCCGGCAGAUGCUGAUGCUGGCCCAAAAUGGCAGACAUCGAUCAACACCGGAAUCCAAACGAUCACAGGGUUCCGAGACAAGUUUUCCUUCCGGUUCCUAGGUAUUCGCUACACCCCUCGACCUGCUAGAUUCGGAUACUCUAAAUAUCAACCGCAAAGCGAGCCGACCCAGGUGUCAGGGCUAUCUUACGCGCCGAUGUGCCCCUAUCCCACAUGUACAGAGCCAAAAUGCUCCGAAGAUUGUCUCUUUCUCAAUAUCUGGACCCCAUAUCUCCCCAAUGGCGGUUCUGGAUCAAACAAGAAGCCAGUCAUGCUCUGGAUCCAUGGUGGCGGUUUUACAACAGGAACGGGCUCCGACCCAACGUUUGAUGGUGGGAGCCUGGCUUCGAGAGGCGAUGUUGUGGUCGUCACUAUCAACUACCGUCUGUCUACGCUAGGUUUCCUUGCCUUAAGCAACACCACUAUCAAGGGAAAUUACGGGCUGAGCGAUCAAAUAGCCGCGCUUGACUGGGUGCGCGGGCACAUCGCAGACUUCGGUGGUGAUGGUGAUAGGAUUACAGUCUUUGGCCAGUCAGCGGGUGCCGCAUCGGUCAGGGCUCUGCUUGCAUCUCCGAUGGCCAAAGGUAAAUUUUCAGGAGCGAUUAUGAUGAGCAAUCCAGGCGGCUCAGGGUACGCUUCGACGUUCUCUCGAUACAUGACCAUCGAAGAGUCCACGCAACAGACGAAGGCGCUCUUAGACGAGGUUGAUUGCCAAUGGAUGAAUAAGACGGAUAGGAGUGUACAGCUUGCUUGCCUCCGAGCUCAAGAUCCCGUGAAGUUGGUAACUUCGGCAAACGUCGCACGGUUAGUCAUUAAGCGGAGACUCGUUGAUGGCACAUACCUGACGAGUAAUGAAUUGCUCUUGAAUAGAUCCGCGUCCUUCCAGAACAUCCCCGUGAUGAUUGGUGUUAUGCGAGACGAUGGUGAUCCCUUUUCGAGCUUCUCAACAAGUUCAUCCCCUUCUCAGGCACUUUCGGAGCAGGGCUUCAAUGCCACGGCCAUUCUUGGAUCCAAUGCAUUCGCCGUCCCCGAAGGCAAUAAUACAAGAUAUAAUAUCUUCAACCUAACAUCUCGAGUCACAACCGACGCGGCCUUCCGUUGCCUAGCUCAAUCAACAGCUGUCGCUGCGGUAAAGAACUACGUCUUUGCCCCAGUGUACUCUUAUGAAUUUCACCGGGGAUAUCAAAUCAGCGAGUGGAGUCCUAAUCCUCCCACCUGCGAAGCUCCGAUUACAGCUGCUCGCCCCUAUGGUGAUACGGCCCAAGAAUACUUCAAAUGCCAUAGUGGGGAGUUGUAUUAUGUGUUUGGAACGCUUGUGCGCCAAGGGCGACCACCCCGGGAUGACAGCGACAUUCCUUUCUCACAAUAUGUUGUCGACACUUGGACGGCGUUCGCAAGGAACCAUAAUCCUAACCCGAGCUUGGAUUUCCUUGCUGCGAGGGGGUUCACUAAUACAUCGACCGCCGUAAGCGAAUCUGGCUCGUGGGAGCCUGUAAAAGCAGAGAAGCCAAUGGUGAGGAUUUUGGAUAAGAAUGUAAGAGAAGAGGGGUUUAGAGAGCUAGAACAGUGUGCUGUCCUAGGGUAUCCGCUAAAGUACUAUGAGUACUAUGAUGAAUCCCUAGAAGAAGAUGUCGUACAAUGA